AUGGCGUCCGAACAUACAGACAGAUCAAGCACAUCAAGCGCCCGGUCGUUGACGGAAGCGUCAGGACCUGGGGAUGUUGCCAUCGUGGGCCUUUCCUUUAAGCUACCCCAGGAUGCAGACGACGACGCUUCGUUCUGGAAUAUCCUGGAGAACAAGCGGAACCUCAUGACAAAAUGGCCAGAAUCGCGUGUGAAGACCGAUUCUUUCUUGGAUAACCCGCGCCACAAGUUCCAAGGCCGAGGUGCGCACUUCCUCAAUAAAGAUGUGGGGGCUUUCGAUGCGCCGUUCUUCUCCGUCACGGCGAAGGAGGCGGCAUCUAUGGACCCCAUGCAGCGGUGGACCCUGGAGGCAUCUUACCAUGCACUUGAAAAUGCGGGAAUCCCGGCCGAGAAGAUCAGGGGGUCGCGCACUGCAGUUUUCUCCGCCUCCAUGUUAGAAGACUAUACUAGGAUGGUAACCGUGGAUCCCGAUAAUAUCGAGCGCACGGCCCUUACCGGGAGCUUAGUCGCUUCUGUGAUCGCAAAUCGUGUCAGCUGGUAUUUUGACCUGCAUGGCCCUAGUAUCCAUGUUAAUACUGCAUGUUCGAGUAGCUUGGCGGCUGUUGACAUAGCCUGCAAAACUAUUCAGAGCGGCGAUGCCGAAUGCGCUCUUGUUACGAGCGCCAACUUUCUUCUCGAUCCGUCGAUUGUCCAGCUAUUAUCUGAUCAGAAUUUCUUAUCUCCGGAUGGCGUGUGCCGUAGUUUCGAUCACCGCGCAAAUGGCUACGCAAGAGGAGAGGGUGUCAUUGCCCUGGUGCUCAAACCCGUCUCUUCUGCUGUUCGUGACGGGGAUAUGAUCCGUGCUGUGAUCCGAUCUACAGGGUCGAACCAAGAUGGGUAUACACCGAUAUUAACCCAGCCUAGUUCUCAAGCACAAGAGGACUUGAUUCGUCAUGUGUAUCGGCAGGCUAAUUUAUCUUUCGACCAAACCCGCUAUGUUGAGGCUCACGGAACCGGUACGCCUGUGGGUGACCCGAUUGAGAUGAAAGCCUUAGGCCGGGUCUUUCGAGAAUACCGAUCGGCUGAAGAACCUCUCUACGUUGGUAGCGUAAAAGCAACCGUCGGACAUCUCGAAGGAGCCAGUGGCCUCGCUGGAAUCGUAAAGUCGAUUUUAAUUCUAGAGAAGGGUGUUAUCCCUCCUAAUCCUCUCUUCGAGAAGAUGAACCCCGCUAUCGAUGCGGAUUUCUACCAUACUGCGGUUCCUACUCAAACGAUAGUAUGGCCAGACUCGGGCUUGCGCCGGAUAUCGGUCAAUUCAUUCGGGUUCGGUGGUGCUAACACACACGUUAUUUUAGAUGAUGCCUUUAAUUACCUGCAGCAACAUAACUUGGCCGGAAACCAUCAUACUGCUGCCAUUCCUGGGAGCACGCUGAAGAAAUUGCCUAGCCCUGCAAGUUUGUUAGCAAACGGCAAAGCUGGUAGCAACGGUAACGGUGCUGUUCAUACUAAUGGAACAGCCCUUAUUGACGCACCGACUAAUGGUAAUGGGGCGAACUACACGAACGGAACAAACCAUUUCAACAAAAGAGUUUCUAUCAACAGCAUAGAUUCCCUCUUGAAUGGUUCCGUGGCACCGCGUGAACAUGAGCACAGCUUGCCUAAAUUAUUGGUGUGGUCAGCCGCAGAUGAGAAGGCCGCUAAACGUAUGAUGGAUGCUUAUCAGGCGUUUUAUGAGAAGAAUGUUUCCAGAAGCCCGACUAAACUUGACCGCUUAGCCUAUACGCUGGCUGUCCGACGAAGCCAGAUGUUGUGGAGGACUUUUGCCGUGGACGAAGGCGAGGGUAAAACUGGGAAGAAAUUAUCGUUCUCCAAGCCUGUGCGAAGCGCAUCUCAGGCAGGGCUAGGCUUUGUGUUUACUGGCCAGGGAGCACAAUACGUCGACAUGGGUUGGGAUCUAAUCCAAUAUCCCGUAUUCGCGGAUACGUUGCGGCAGAUUAACAGCAUUUAUGAGAGCUUGGGAUGCAAAUGGUCGAUCUUCGGUAAGGAAAAUAGCGAUGCUAUAUCCGAUAAACUUCGAAAGCGCGAUGAAACUGACCUGUUGAUUUUGACAGAUGAGCUACGCUCCAGUGCUAAUAUCAAUAAGCCUGAAUACAGCCAACCGUUGUCUACUGCGGUCCAAAUCGCCCUUGUAGAGUUGCUCAGCAGCUUUGGAAUUAGGCCCCGAGCCGUAAUUGGCCACUCUUCAGGUGAAAUUCCUGCAGCCUACGCCAUUGGUGCUCUGUCCUUACAUUCUGCCUGCAAAGUCGCUUACUACAGAGGGCAACUUGCUGGAAAGCUUAAGGACGAAAACUCUAGUUCUCCAGGUGCCAUGAUGUCUAUUAACUUGGCAGAGAGCGAAGUUCCAAAGUAUUUAGAGAAAGUCAAGGCGGCGGGGAUGGGCGACUCGGUUUGCGUUGCUUGUGUCAACAGUCCAGCUAACUGCACAUUAUCAGGCCGUGAAGCGGAUAUUGAUUUAAUCAAAACUCAAGCCGACGAGGACGGAGUGUUUGCGCAGAAGCUCAAGACUGGAGUUGCGUAUCACUCUAGCUCAAUGCAAGCCAUUGCCGAUGAAUAUCGUUCGCAAAUGGGAAGCCUUGAAGGCAAAGACAGCCAAGAUGUUAAAGCUCCGGCCCAAAUUCUCAUGAUCUCGUCGGUUACGGGAGAGGCUGUUAUUCCGGCUGUAUUAGCUACAGCGCAGUACUGGGUCGACAACAUGGUCAAUAAAGUUCGGUUCGCGGAUGCUCUAACCCUCCUGAACCAGGAACUGUCCAACAUGAAGGUCACAGACCUAAUCGAGGUUGGCCCUCACCCUGCUCUACGUCGACCAGUGCAAGAUACUCUAGGCAAGAAGAUUCGUUAUGUGAAUCCUCUACAUAGGUCCCAGCCAGCUCUUCAGACUAUGCUGGAGCUGGUAGGGCAGCUGUACAGCUUCGGACAUGACGUUUCAAUAACGUCAGCCAACCAGCAGUCAGCUGAGAAGUUGCCAUUCCUUGUCGACUGCCCUGAAUACCCCUUCAACCAUUCGCAAAGAUACUGGUCCGAAUCGCGGAUAUGCCGAGAUUAUAGGCUUCGCGAACCUGUUCAGGGAGAGCUGCUCGGAGUACGGGUAUCAGAUUGGAACCCUCUGGAACCGCGCUGGAGGAACUUUUGGAGCGUUGAAACCUCUCCAUGGAUUGGACACCACAAGGUGGGUGGAACGGUGCUUUUCCCGGCGGCGGGCAUGCUCGUUAUGGCCAUAGAAGCUGUACAACAUGUAGUGCCCCAAAAUCGCGUGGUGAACGGUUAUCUUUUCGAAAAGGCGGAAUUCAUAAGCGCCAUCAUAGUGCCGGAAGAUUGGGAAGAUCGCACGGAGACACAGCUUCACCUAAGGCCAAGAAAGAGGCAAGCAAGCGAGAAGGAUGCAUCGGCAUGGUUCGACGCGACGAUAUACUCGUAUACGCGUGGCCAAUGGACCGAGUCCUUCCGUGCAAGUAUUCAAGCAGCGUUCCGCGAUGCCUCGGGGUUGGAUGAGAAAGAAAGAAUGCUGGCUGACGAAACCGUUCGAAUCCGAUAUAACGAUGCUGUGGACGAAUGCGACCGGCCUUUAGAUUCGCAAGUUAUGAUCCGUGAAGCCGCUGACUUAGGAUUCCAAUUUGGAGAAUGGUUUCAACAGACACAGGAUGUUCAUUGGGAUGGAAAGGCAAAGGCUCUCGCGCGCGUUGAUGUUUCUAAACCGAAAUAUCAGACUCGCAGCCUGGUGCACCCGGUAGUGCUAGACGCAGGUUUCAUGGCGCUACGAGUUAGUGGAGGCCAGCAGCCAACCUUGAACGUUCCUAAGCGCUUGUCGAAUGCCUGGUUUUCAGCUGUAGGUUGGCAGCAUCCGCAAACAAGUUGGGUCCGGUGGAUGGCAGCAUCGACAUCCACCUUGAGUGGGUGGCAAGCCGUUGGUCAUGGAGAGCAGGGCAGCCUAGCUGCUCUAGCUGACGACGGGACCGUCCUGUGCACCAUAGGCGAGGCUAAGACGGUAGCCAUGUCCAACGCCGCGGGAAACAAAGAGAAGAAGAUCCUAUACAAUGUUGACUGGAAACCCCAGAUGAGCUUGCUGGACCGCGAGCAGCUAGCACUUGUAUGCGGCGCUAAUAACUUCCCAAGGGACGAAACUACCCUCAUAUCGAGCUAUUCCAAAAUGCGUUCCACCUUGGACCUCGUUGUUGGCCACGCUCUUAAACGCUUAGACUACACCAAAGUGCCUGAUAGCCUACGUCGCCACGUCGAAUGGAUGGAACACCACGUUAGAAGUCUCACGCCAUUGCAGCAAGAAGAAAUCAAGAACAUUAACGACGCUGAACUCGAGGUCCACCUGUGCGAAGUCGAAACUGUUCUUCCAUCGUGGAAGUUGUAUACCGCAUGCGCGCGCAAGAUCGUAGACAUGUUGCAGGGAGAGAUUGACCCGCUCCAGGUCGUGUUUGGUUCAGGGCUGGCCGACAGCUUCUACGCUGACCUGUUCCAAGACCUUUGCAAUGAUGGUCGAUUUGCUGCAUUAUUGGAUAUAGCUUCGCACGAGAACCCCGCGCUGCGUAUCAUGGAGGUCGGCGCCGGGACGGGAGGUAUGACGGGGCACGUGCUGAAGAUGUUGCAGGAGCGUGAGAAGCGAUAUGGAGCGCCCAGCUUUGGCCAUUACACAUACACGGAUAUCUCACCCGCCUUCUUCGAGAGGGCGAGUAAAAGGUGGCCGGAGCUCCAGAGCCGUAUGAACUUCAAGACCUUCGACAUGGACUACGAUAUAAGCACCCAAGGUUUCGAGCCUGGCUCUUAUGAUUUAGUUUUUGCCGCUAGUGUUGUGCACGCUACCCCUGACCUAGAGCGUGCCAUCCGCCACAUUCGCGGGGCUUUAAAGCCCGGUGGUCGUCUCGUCCUAAUCGAGGUUAUCAACCCAGCCGAGAUUAUUAUCAACUUCAUGGCCGGCCUUGUACCCGGCUUCUGGGUCGCUCGUGAGGAAUGGCGUCCUCAUUCUCCAGCUGUACCAGAGAACAUCUGGGAUAGAUGCUUGCGAGCCAAUGGCUUCUCAGGGAACGACAUGAUCAUGCGCGACUACCAGAGUGACGUCUGCCAUGUGAUGAGUACCAUCGUGUCUACAGCGGUAGAAGCUGAAGAGACAACUCAAUCGACAACAAAGCCUGGUCGACUUGUCCUUGUCACAGACAAGAAAGGACACGGCGAUGUUCAACAGCAGCUGGCGGAUGCAGUGCGCAGCAGCAUUAACCCCAAAGGUGACCGAAAGACAAGUGUCUGUGCAUUUGCCUUGGAUGAGCUUUCUAAAGAACUAGAAGGCCUGACUGAGAAUGAUGUUGUCGUUUCUCUUGCUGAGGUCAAUAAUAGACCUCUGCUUACAAGCCUUUCCGAGGAAGGCUUUAUGUGCCUCAAGACAAUAAUUAAGAAGGCACCUCAACUCCUCUGGGCUACAGCGACAAGCACCGAUGACGCGCAGUAUCCAGACCACAGCUUUGUCCAGGGCUUUAUACGGUCUAUCCGAGCUGAGCAACCUGAUAGCCACAUUGUGACUAUUGCUAUCGAGAACGAAAAAGACGUAGCGAAGUGCUCUUCUUUCAUUUCCAAGGCUUUCCAGGCUUCUUUUAAUUCAUCGUCGAAAGAGCUCGAGUAUAUCGUCAGAGAUGGUUUGCUCUUGACCGGUCGGGCUGUUGAAGAUGUGGAAGGAAACGACACGAUGCGAUCCCUCCUCUACCCACAACAACGACAGAGGUCCUGGGCAGAGGCACCUGCCGUACAGCUCUCAACAAACGGUGGCAACAGUCUCGACUCUUUGCAAUUCGUCAUGGACAACGAAUACGUGACCGAUAUUGCGGCCUACGAGGUUGAGAUCGAGGCAAAGGCUUGGGGACUGAGGAGCCAGGACGUUCAAGUGGCGCUGGGAAACCAAGAAGGUAACGACGAGUCACUAGGAGCCGAUUGUGCCGGCGUUGUCACUCGGGUUGGCCGUGCCUGCACCUCAGUUAGACCCGGAGAUCGUGUCUGUAUGGUGAAAUCCGGCUGCAUCCGUAAGUUCCCUCGCGCUUUGGAAACAAGUGUGUUCAAACUGCCCGAUUCGUUAUCCUUCGAACUCGUCACCUCUAUACUCGUCCCAGGUAUGGUAGCGUACCACGCUCUUGUCGAGAUCGCCCGGAUACAACAGGGUGAUAAGAUCCUUAUCCACUCAGCUGCCGAUAGCAUGGGCCAGUUAGCCAUCCAAGUUGCUAAGAAGCAAGGCGCCGACAUAUAUGCUACCGCGCUAUCGCCCGAAGCGAAGCAAUUUUUGGUGAAGACUUACGGUAUUCCGGAGAACCGUAUCUUCUACGGCCAAAACACCUUGUUUGGAAAGGGAGUAAUGCGGGCCACACGAGGAUAUGGCGUCGAUAUUGUUUGGAACUCACUGGCAGGUAGUGAUGAACUACAGGCUUCGUCUGAAUGCAUAGCUCCCAAUGGACAUUUUCUCGAGAUCGGCCGGGCAAACAUGACGGCGAGCGCUACGCUGCCCAUAGCGCUAUUUGCAAAGAACAUUACAUUCUCGGCGGUCGAUAUUACGCGCUUGAAGCCUAGAGCUACAGCUCAGCUGCUUCAAAACACAAUACAGCUGCUGGGCGAAGACAGUAUUCAGCAGCCUCAGCCUUUGCGCACAUUCGAAGUAAACGAUAUCCAGCAGGCAUUCAAGGAGCUGCAGGAAGAAGAGAUUGGCCGCGUUAUCAUUCGACCAACACCCGAGGAGGUGGUGCAGCAAUUCAUAAAAGAGCAACGCUCGUGGAGGUUUGACGAAAAUGCGUCAUACCUGAUCGCUGGAGGAUCUGGUGGUGUCGGCCGAGCAAUUACUCGAUGGAUGGCUGAUAGAGGUGCUAAGCACCUGAUUAUUCCCUCUAGAUCAGGUGCGAAGUCCAAGGCCGCCGCUGAGACAGUUGCAGAACUGCGGGCUCGUGGUGUUAAUGUAUACGCACCAAGGUGUGACGUGUCGUCGGAAGUCAGUCUGGCUUACGUGCUAGAAGAGAGCUCCCACAUCAUGCCGCCAAUCAAGGGAUGCAUUGACGCUGCUGUGGUCCUCCAAGAUGCUAUCUUCCAGAGUAGCAUGACGUACGAGCAGUGGAAGCUCCCGAUCCGGUCCAAGGUCGCAACGGCGUGGAACUUGCAUCGUCUUCUACCCAAGGAUCUAGACUUUUUCAUCUUGCUCUCCUCCCUUGCUGGCAUCAACGGCCAAAUGGCAAGCUCCAACUACGCUGGUGGUUGCUCAUUCCAGGAUGCGCUCGCCGCUUACCGCAGGGCACAAGGCCAAAAAGCGCUGUCGAUUGACCUCGGCUGGAUGCGCAAUGUUGGCCAAAUCUCCGAGAUUGGCGCUUAUCAACGCCGACGCCAGGAAGCUGAUGACAUGCAACAGACUGACGACACGGAGCUAUUUGCCUUGUUGACAUUAGGCUGUGAUCCGACUAAAGAACUACCGACAAGUCAGGUCUUAUUCGGUCUACGCACACCUGCUGAUGCCCUAGCCCAGGGCCGAACACCGGCGGCUAUCCUAGACCGACCACUCUACGCUGCUUUUUCAUGGGUCGUCGGCUCCGGGUCAGGCUCGGACAAUACAAGCACCAGCAGCCAGUUAGCCCCCGACCAACAAGCAGCAGCCCUAUUCAAUCAGGCGAAAGACUCAGAAGAGCGCGUUCAGGUUGUGUUGUUAACACUGGCGUCCAAACUAGCGCGGGCCAUGUCUAUAGCACCUGAGGACGUCGAACCGAGCAAGCCACUAUCGGCAUACGGUGUCGAUUCGCUCAUGGCUGUGCAGGUGAGGAACUGGAUUAACAGAGAAUUCAGCUCCCCAGUGGGUGUUUUUGAAAUCAUGGGUGGAGUGUCCAUCGCGGGUAUUGCUGAAGCAGUUGUAGCAAAGAGUACGGCAGUGUAA
Daldinia caldariorum is the source of this 7929-nucleotide messenger RNA. RefSeq lists its product as uncharacterized. Gene Ontology annotation, molecular function: phosphopantetheine binding; fatty acid synthase activity; oxidoreductase activity. Gene Ontology annotation, biological process: secondary metabolite biosynthetic process; fatty acid biosynthetic process. The transcript has 11 exons. NCBI's taxonomy places the organism in Eukaryota, Fungi, Ascomycota, Sordariomycetes, Xylariales, Hypoxylaceae. The coding region runs from base 1 to 7929 and encodes 2642 amino acids. The record is from RefSeq and is a predicted model, not a curated record.